AUGCCCCGAACGUUUGAAAACUGGGAAAGGGGUAUCAAAAUAGGUUUAGUCACCAUAUCUAACCUCCGCUACGCAGAUGACACCACCCUCUUCACCUCAUCAGAAGUAGAAAUGGCUCUUGCCAUUAACAAAUCGAAGACCAAGCUGAUGGUAAUAGACCGUUUCGCGUCAGUAGAGCGAACCAACCUUCUGCAGGAGUACGAAACGGUGGACCAGUUUCAGUAUCGUGGCUCUGUGAUUACUGGUGGUGGCAGCUGCGAAACUGAAAUAAGUAGACGGAUCGGCUUAGCGAAGACAGCGAUGAUGGAGCAUCAAAACCGCUGA
Molecule: messenger RNA, 324 nt
Organism: Arctia plantaginis
Lineage: Eukaryota; Metazoa; Arthropoda; Insecta; Lepidoptera; Erebidae
Source: the annotation of a GenBank genome assembly